Molecule: messenger RNA, 1158 nt
Organism: Hyalella azteca
Lineage: Eukaryota; Metazoa; Arthropoda; Malacostraca; Amphipoda; Hyalellidae
Product: ribonuclease Y
Exons: 7
Coding region: 351-779 (142 amino acids)
Source: RefSeq, a predicted model, not a curated record
UAUAUGAGGAAUGAACAAUAUAUUCCGUUAUUAGGCACCUCAUGCGUUUUUAGAAUGUCUUCCUUGAAGAACGACGGAAUAAAUGAGUACGAGGAUAAGGUUUCGAAUGAUAUUCCAGAAUCAUAUUCUCUGUCCCGUUAUUUUUGUCCCGGCAAUUUCUCGUCUCGUCCCGUUUGUCCCGGUUCAUUUCGAGAAAAUUAUUCCAAGACGCAGGAGUCUAUUGAGCGACGUCACUCACUGAAAGGUAUAUAGCUCUCUCGACUGAACGAUACGCGUCAGUCAUAAUCGAGCAGUGUGGUCGUCUUCUUGCAAUCUUCAUUGUCUUCUGCAAUCUUCAAUAAAACUAAGUGAUGUCGACUCGGACACGCAACCAAUGCAAGAGUUGUGGUGUGUCUCGGAGCCCUUCGUCUCAGGAGAACGUCGUCUGCUCUGAAUGUAGAGAAAUCUUGGAAGAGGCGAAGAAACUCGCGGAAGCCGACGAAGAAAUAGCGAGCCUACGCCAUGCAGUGGCGAGCCUACGCCAAAAAGUGGAAGAGUCUAAUGCUGAAAUAGCAAGCCUACGAGAACAACUUUCUGCACUGGAGGAACAACUUUCUGCUGCAGUGGAGCAGUUCAAGGGCGAGGACGCGGAGAGCCUGGAGAGGUACCUUGCCGAAAGACGAGCACUACGUGAAGAACUGCGGCGCGAGCAGGCCAGCCGGGCGCAGUUCGAGCGCACGAUGAGGGAAGCACUGGACAAGAUGAAGGAAGCACAGGACGAUGAAGAUUCCGACGAGUGACGUCUAGGAAUCCCAACUCUCCAGGCAUGACAGCGCCGUGAGCGACUCUAUCUGCUGGUUGCGUGUCACGAGAUGGUUGGAGCAAGCGCCAGUGCGACGAGCUGUUGGGUGGUUCAUCAUUGAACCGCUCGUAGAAAGACUCGUAGUACCUACUAUUAUUACUGUUUUUCUAGGCAGAUUGUUCUGGCUUUUUGGCUGGAACUUAACCCAUUAACGCCCAAAUUUUUGAUUUUUUACAUUUCCAUCUAAACACCUUUAUAUGGUGUAAAUAUUUCAUAUAAAACAGUUUCCGCACAAUUUUAGAGAAUAUAAUGAGAGUAGCAGUAGAUUUGGUAAUUUUUUUAUGUUAUUCCUUGAUUACAAUACAAAACAUUUCCUA